GAGGCGAAAGGAAUGGCCGAGCCUUUGGCGAAUGAGCUGGCCAGCGCCGCAGCCCGGGGCGACCUGGAGAGAGUGACUUCUUUGCUGGGGAAGAUCGGCGACGUCAACGCGAGGAAUGGCUUUGGCAGGACGGCGCUGCAGGUGAUGAAGCUGGGCAACCCGGAGAUCGCUCGCCAGCUGCUCCUCCGCGGCGCGGACCCGGACCUGCGCGACUCGGCGGGCUUCUCGGUGCUGCACGACGCGGCGCGCGCGGGCUUCCUGGACACGCUGCAGACUUUGCUGGAGUUCCGGGCCGACGUCAACGCGGAGGACGGCGGGGGCAACCUGCCGCUGCACCUGGCCGCCCAGGAGGGGCACCUGCCCGCCGUGGCCUUCCUGCUCGAGCGCACCGCCGCCGCCCGCCUCGGCCACCGCAACCACCGCGGAGACACCGCCUACGACGUGGCCCGGCUCUACAAGAGGCACGCCGUGGCCAGGCUCCUGGAGGAGGGGCGCCGCCGGGGGGAGCAGGGCCAGGGCGGAGGGGACUGAACGCCCACCCUCUCCCCCCCCCACUCGGACACGCGUCUCCCUCCCCUCUCAAAUGCAGACAUGGGGGUGGUUUGGGUUUCAACGCGAAACCGGCCACGCCAGUAGCAGCAGCAGCAGCAGCAGCAGCAGCAGUUUUCCGUCCCAGAAAGAAGGCCCUUUGCUUUGCUCUCUUCUCUUCACUUACAACUGUCCAGUCCAGGCACUUUAAUUGCCAUUGGCUCAAGGCUACGGGAUGCUCCUAAGGGCCCUUCCACACAACUCUAUUAUAUCCCAGAAUAUCAAGGCAGGAAAUCCCACAUGAUCUGAGUGUGGACACAAGUUCAAAGCAGAUCUUGUAGGAAUGUAUUGCCGAAGGCUUUCAUGGCCGGAAUCACCGAGUUGUUGUAGGUUUUUCGGACUGUAUGGCCAGGUUCCAGAAGCAUUCUCUCCUGACGUUUCGACGGCAUCUGUGGCAAGCAUCCUCAGAGGUUUUGAGGUGUUUACCUUGACAUUGGGGACCUUGACAUUUGGGAGUUGUAGUUGCUGGGAUUGAGUUCUACAAAGAGUAUUCUGAACCCCAAACUUCCAACCUCACCUCUGAUGAUGCUUGCCACAGAUGCAGGCGAAAGGUCAGGAGAGAAUGCUUCUCGAACAUGCUUGCCAUAUAGCCCGAAAAACCUA
This is a messenger RNA of Anolis sagrei ordinatus, 1191 nucleotides long. RefSeq names its product cyclin dependent kinase inhibitor 2C (gene CDKN2C). Gene Ontology annotation, molecular function: protein kinase binding; cyclin-dependent protein serine/threonine kinase inhibitor activity. Gene Ontology annotation, biological process: regulation of G1/S transition of mitotic cell cycle; regulation of cyclin-dependent protein serine/threonine kinase activity; negative regulation of cell population proliferation. Gene Ontology annotation, cellular component: nucleus; cytoplasm. NCBI's taxonomy places the organism in Eukaryota, Metazoa, Chordata, Lepidosauria, Squamata, Anolidae. The record is from RefSeq and is a predicted model, not a curated record.